Molecule: messenger RNA, 1558 nt
Organism: Anopheles gambiae (African malaria mosquito)
Lineage: Eukaryota; Metazoa; Arthropoda; Insecta; Diptera; Culicidae
Gene: Coq4
Product: ubiquinone biosynthesis protein COQ4 homolog, mitochondrial
Exons: 5
Coding region: 554-1402 (282 amino acids)
Biological process (GO): ubiquinone biosynthetic process
Cellular component (GO): mitochondrial inner membrane; mitochondrion
Source: RefSeq, a predicted model, not a curated record
AUUGAUUCAGUGCGGUAUACCAAGUGUACAGAGAGAUGAUGAUCGAUGUAGUUUUAAGCGAUAAUCACCUAAACGUUCACAAUCACACACACACGCGGCACCGGGAGUGCGCCGCGUGUCAUCGGCAGUGAUAGACACAUUUGAACAAAAACAAACGAAUAAUUCUCGUGCACCGAACUCCAACGAGGGAAAAGGAUGCCACAUUACAAUAUUCUAUUGUAUAGCAAAAAUACUGGCGCUCCUCCGCCGCCUUGUAAACGAAAAGCCACCCCUCCCGUGCGUGAGUUGAUAUUAAAAAGAAGGCAUUGCAUCGAAGGCAUGAUAAGCUGUGUAUCGUAGAUUGUUUUUAGUUUCGUCUGUGUAGUUUUAAGUUGAAGAUGUGUACAUGUACCCCGUGUAGGAGAUUUUAGUGAAGCUGAUUGAUGGAGUCGAAAUAUAUACACCACCCAAGAGAGUUGGUGGAUCGCCGUUGUGUAACAAAACCGCGUUGUGAGUGAGCAUUUAUGCUUUUUUUUGUCUUCAGUUGUAAAAACGAGCAAAAAAAAACACCAAAAUGUUCGUUCGAAAAAGCUGCUACCCGUUGAUUAACGCCACGAGAAGAUGUCUCCGGUAUCGCCAGCUAAGCUCUACCACGGCCGGAACCGACGGCACAACAGCACCAACAGCCAACAUUUCCUUGAACGAUGAGCCACAGCCGGCAGCAGUUGAGAUGGACGAGUUUACGAAAGAGUUUCUUCGCAAUCGAAUUGAAGUCAGCGACAUUCAAAGGCUAAUUUUAAGCGCCGGAAGCUCCGUCGCCGCUUUAGUCGAUCCGCGAAGGCAUGAUAUGAUCGCUUGCCUGGGGGAAACGACUGGACGGGAGGCGUUGGAAAAAAUGCUCCACUACAUGAGAUCAACCGAGGAGGGACAACGGAUUCUGGUGGAGAAACCGCGCAUCAAUACGCGCACGGUGGACAUGGAGGCACUAAAGAAGAUGCCGGAGCAUACGUUCGGUUACACAUACGUCAAGUUUAUGGAAGAUAAUAAUAUUACACCCGAUUCACGAAUGGAGGUGCGAUUUUUGGACGAGCCCGAACUUGCGUACGUCAUGACCCGAUACAGGGAAACGCACGAUAUGGUACACGCGAUCCUCGACAUGCCCACCAACAUGUUGGGCGAGGUAACGGUCAAGUGGGUGGAAGCGUUAAACACCGGUCUACCGAUGUGCUAUGGUGGUGCCGUCUUUGGUGCCUUUCGGCUUCGUACCAAACAAAGACAAAACUAUCUGCGAAAGUAUCUGCCCUGGGCCCUUCGGACGGGCAAUCGGAUCAAACCACUGAUGGGCGUGUACUGGGAGAAGCGAUGGGAGCAGGAUGUAACGGAACUACGCAAAGAGUUAAACAUUGAGCUGUUGGCACCGUAGACCCAUCCGCGACUGCUUUCGCGUUUGCAUCGUAUUACAACAAAACCAAAUCGCAAUAGUGAGACGUUCGUUUGUAGUUAUUAUUUAAAAAAUCCGUUUUUUUGUUGGUCACACCGCAAUUUACUUCGCAAGUACACAGCGCAUAAUACACUAAAA